AAAACCCAAUAUAGAGGGAAAAACUGCGGGUGGAAGAAAUCCACCGAUUGUACUAUGAGUGAUCGAACGUUACAAUGUAGUUUUAUGGCUUAGAGAUUGCUAAGUAUUGAACUGCCUUUCUCAGGUUACAAGAGUAUCUAUUUAUAAGCAAUUAACCUUCUCAGAUCCGUCGUUAUCCGUUGAAGCUCAAUGAUUAUCUUCCGUGAUUCUAGGAAGUCAGUUAAUUGACCUUUUCCUCCUGACUUGAACAACAGAUCUUUUUUUUUUAAAUGAUAAAACCAAUCGGAUAUGCAUUCCUAGUCAAACAAACUCCUGAAUUAUAGAGACGUCAGUUACUGCCUUUGACUCGUGCUACUAGUUGACAUAUGAACUCCAAGACGCGUCAUGAAAAUUCCGCACUAACAAUUAACCCCGGAUUGUUGCUUUGGAUUCCUCGAGAUUCGAAGGAACAAUCUUACAAUGCCAACACAGCGCACUAACCCUGAAUAAUCUGACCGUUACUCUAGCUUGUCCAGAUUUUUCAACUUCCAUGUCUUUUCACGUUUUCCCACUUCCUUUGAUGAGAUAACUGCUAACUACUCAUUAUAAAUGCUGAUUUAAUUGAGAAGUUAAUUUUUCCAACUCGCUUCCAAACUUUUUCAAAAAUUUUCAAAUACUCUAAAUCAAAGGAUUCCGGUUGAGCUCCUUGAAUAAUUCCAGUGCGAUCUUUCCUUUCGCGUUCAGGUAAUUUCUUUGACUUUAUCUUUUAAUUUUUUCAAUAUUUUUGCUUCGAAAUGAAGGGGGUAGCUCUAGAUCUAGGUUUUCACUUAGAAUUUUGGAGAAAUCUAUUGAUUUACCUGUUGAUAUCAUGGCGACGAACGAGAACCCUGCAAGUACAAUUACAGAAGGGGAACUUCCGUCCUUCUCUUCCAUGGCGGGCUUCCCCGAGAGUGCUCUGAUGAUAGUCCCUUCCAAUGACUAGCGUCCUAAAGACUGUCCUGAAAUCACGUCGUCUUUUAUGAAUAUCCCUUUAAGCUGGGGUUUAAUUUCCAAUUUAAUGCUUUGACCCGCUCCUUCAUGGAAGUGCUUGAUCUGAGCCCAGGGCAAGUGAUGCCUCUAGUCUGGAGAGUUGCGCAAGUAAUUGCGAAAGUUACUGAAAGUUGGGAAGAUCCGUUCAAUCUUUCCGAUUUAGCUCAUGUGUACAAGAUCCACGUCAAGGCUUCUAACAGGUGUACCCUCCAUGUGCGACGUGGUCGUUCUCCUUUGGUUGGGAAUGUGAAUACCAAUGAUCGUGGAUGGAAGACACGCUAUGUAUUCGUUGACAAGGAAACUCUUGGGGAGGGCGCCCAAUGGAUGAGGACUGGAUGGCGCGGCGGAGUGAUUGACGUGAACGCCAUUGUUGCGGGGGAUAAGAGUGACGGCAAAGUAAGAGCCUUUCUGAGGUUCCCUUUGAAGGACAGGACGUUUCCUAGUACUGGCGCUGACACUUCAGAGCGAUCCGGCUCAGAUUCAGAGGAAGACGUGAGAUUUCUCGACGAGAUUACAACCAUGGUUUCAGACGCCGCCCAUUCUUCUAAGAGCAAGGCUCUUUCCAUUCCCCAUACGGAGAUGUUGGAAAGGGCUAUGAAAAAGAGAAAGAAGUUGACGCCAAAGAUACAAGUUAAGGAGGAAGAAUAUGAGGUCAAGGUUCCUGCUUGCUUCUUGUUUGGGGAACCUAAUGCUGCGUCGCUGUGGCCUACCACAGAGAAGUGUUCUUCCCUGGUUCUGCGAAGCGUUUAAGUCAGUUUUCUGCUCCGGAGAUAGUGAGUGAGGCCAUAAACCUACAAUUGAACUCUUUUCAGGAUAUGCUGGCCAUCAGAGGCCAUUUUAUUUCUAACGAAAAAAAGAUGCGUACUAUUAAAGCAGCGCUUACCAGUGCCAGGGGGGAGACUCAUGCCAACAAUGAGGAACUAGCCAAAGCUAAACGCUCGCUGGAGGCUGCGCAGAAAUUUUUGGGAGAGAAGAAUUAGGAGGUCGCCAAAUUAAAAGAUGACGUCAAGGAAUUAAAUCAGAAAGUAGCUGACCUGACUAAGAGCGCAACUGACUUGGAAAAAGAGCUAAUUGAAGUCCAGGAGGAUGCCAAGGACUCCAAGUGUUUUGACCAGCUGACCGGUCAUGCCAAGGUGCUGAGACGUUUCCUGGCUGGUCGUCUGUCGAAGGAAGAUGCUCAGAAAGAGGUGGACGUCUUCCUCGCGCAACUAGGUACUGAGGCUGAUCUUGCGUCGGAGACAGAGAAAGAUGAUGAGGAUUCAAAGUCUACAGCUGAGUCUAUGCCGACCUUUGUGGAUACGUCUAACGUCUUGGCUGAAGCUCCAAUUUGCACCACUGGGCCAGAUCAGGGCGUUAAGGAAGCUGCUUGUGACGCUUGACUGUUGAUGUCUCUUUCUUCUGAUUUUAUGCUUGACUUGUUUAUUUUUGAACUAGUAAACUUUUGGUA
Molecule: messenger RNA, 2455 nt
Organism: Chenopodium quinoa (quinoa)
Lineage: Eukaryota; Viridiplantae; Streptophyta; Magnoliopsida; Caryophyllales; Amaranthaceae
Exons: 4
Coding region: 1057-1758 (233 amino acids)
Source: RefSeq, a predicted model, not a curated record